Messenger RNA from Oikopleura dioica, 318 nucleotides. The record is from the annotation of a GenBank genome assembly. NCBI's taxonomy places the organism in Eukaryota, Metazoa, Chordata, Appendicularia, Copelata, Oikopleuridae.
AUGUCAAGAAUACAAGCAAUUACAGACAGAGUCGAGUUCGAAAGUAGAUUUCCAAAGAGACACCUUCCAUUGCUCAAAAAAAUUGACUCCUACUCGAGCACAUCAGAUCUUUGCCCGCUCGUUUCACGGCCGGAGACUCCCAAUUUCAAGCAGGUUCAAAUCCAAGUGGAAAACACGCCACUGAUCCAAUCGAAACCAGUAAAAUGCACAAUAGACAUGCGAAGCAUUUGUGCUUUGGCAAUACUUGCUGCUGCUUUCGUCGGACUUUACUAUCUGCUAUCUCACAUCAACGGUGAAUCCAUUGACACUCACUGGUAA